AUGGAGGCUGAGUUCAGAGCUCCGAAGAGACGGACCCGUGUCUAUGAGGCCUACGAGGGUCCUCUGCCACUGAAUCAGGACCUAGACCCGGUCCAGAACCAGGCCCCAGUCCAGUUCAGAGCAGAUCUCAUCAACCAGCAAGUCCUGAUCCAAAACCCGGACCACAUCCGCGCUCUCUACAAACAGGGAUUCUUUGGAAAAGGAGUUCUGUCAAAGUCUGGUCCCGCCCACAGUGUUUCGGAUCAAUGGGAAAGUUAUGGAGGACUUCUGCUGCCCGUGGUCUCCUGCUCCAGAUAUGAAGAGCUGCUGCGGUGGGCAGGGCUUACGCUCUCUGCUCAGGGCUUGGCUGAGGAGUCUGUCAAUCAAACACUGCAGUGGCUGUCAAAGGAUUUGAGUCUGGAAGAGGUCCAACAACUUCAUCAGGACCACAAACCAGAGUCCAGCCCUGGAGUGGUCCUGGUUCGUUCAAACUCAGAGAGACCUGCUGAAUCUCAGAUCCGUAGAGUUCCCAUCAGCGUCACAGAGUUCCUGCAGCUCAGCUACGAGGAGACUUGUGUCUGUGCCUCACAGGGCUCAUCUUUACCGUUGCUCCAGUACUGUGUUUUUUUCCUUGUUUUUGCUCUUGGAUGUCUCACUGUUUACCACAGACAGAGUCCUCUCUCCGUGCUGCAGCUCUGGAAGACUUGUCGUAGUCUCUGUUCGAACUUUGUGGAGCUCUACUCUGCGUUUCACUUCUACAGGAGCCGAGGCUGGGUCCCCAAGACCGGGUCAGGGGCCAAAUAUGGAUCUGACAUGAUGCUAUAUCGUAAAGGCCCUCCCUUCUAUCACGCCAGUUACUCUCUGGUGGUGCAGAGGAUGAGGGAGGACGGAGUGCCUGAAGGUGGCGCUCUCACAGACUCUUCUCUGCGCUCGUUCACGUGGCGUUCAUUGUCGGCGCUGAGCCGAGUCACAGCCAAUGUGUCCAAGGAGCUGCUGCUGUGUUACAUCAUCUUCCCUGUGGACCAAUCAGAAGCUGAGCUGGAGUCACCUGACUGUCUGCGGCGCCUCCGUGUGCAGGAGGUGAUGCUGAGCCGGACUAAACCCGGUCUGACCCCGCGGCUGUCUUCACACAACACACAUACAGAUUUGAUGAUGGCGGACGACUUCGACAUUGAGGCCAUGCUGGAGGCCCCCUACAGGAACAGGAAGGAAGAAGGAGAUGGAGACCAUGAGCCCCGCAGCAGGAGCAGUAAAAAACGGAGCCGCAGCAGAGAGAGGAAGAGGAGUCGAGAGAGGAAAAGGAGCCAUGAGAGGAAGAGGAGCAAAGAGAGGAAGAAGAGCAAAGAGAGAGACAGAGGAGGGCGCUAUAGGGACCAUGUACGGCGCAGAUCUCGCAGUAAAAGUCCUGUGAGGAAGGAGAAGAGCCCAAUCAGAGCCCCUAUAGAUAACCUGAGUCCUGAGGAGAGAGAUGCCAGGACAGUGUUCUGUAUGCAGCUGGCAGCGAGGAUCCGACCACGAGACCUGGAGGACUUCUUCUCUGCUGUGGGGAAGGUUCGUGACGUCAGGAUCAUCUCGGACAGAAACUCUCGUCGUUCUAAAGGAAUCGCGUACAUCGAGUUUGUGGACACCAGCUCUGUUCCUCUGGCCAUCGGGCUGACGGGUCAGAGGCUGCUGGGAGUGCCCAUCAUUGUCCAGGCAUCACAGGCGGAGAAGAACCGUGCGGCGGCUGCAGCGGCUGCCUGCUCCAUGCAGAGAGGCUCCGUGGGGCCCAUGAGGCUCUAUGUGGGCUCCCUGCACUUCAACAUCACGGAGGACAUGCUGAGGGGCAUCUUCGAGCCCUUUGGGAGGAUCGAGAGCAUUCAGCUGAUGAUGGAUAAUGAGACUGGGCGCUCCAGAGGAUACGGCUUCAUCACUUUCUCAGACUGUGAGUGUGCUAAGAAGGCCAUGGAGCAGCUGAACGGGUUCGAGCUGGCAGGUCGUCCCAUGAAGGUGGGUCAUGUGACUGAGCGCACCGACCCGAUGCUUGCAUCAUCAUUCCUUGACAACGAUGAGCUGGAGCGCACAGGCAUCGAUCUGGGAGCCACGGGCCGACUGCAGCUGAUGGCCCGGCUGGCUGAGGGGACGGGGCUGCAGAUCCCUCCUGCUGCUAAACAAGCUCUGCAGAUGAGUGGGGCCAUCCCGGGUCUUCCCCCUGGUCUCACUCCAGGUCUAACUCCAGGACUCUCGCCUGGAUUCACCUCAGGGCUCCCCGGUCUGAGUCCGGGUCUCCCCAUAGCAGCUCCUCCUGUAGCGACUCACUGCUUCCAGCUCUCCAACAUGUUCAACCCCAGGAGUGAGGAGCCGCCGGGCUGGGAGCUGGAGAUUCAGGCUGAUGUCAUUGAAGAAUGCAACAAACACGGAGGAGUGGUGCACAUCUAUGUGGACCGCAACUCUGCAGAGGGGAAUGUUUAUGUGAAGUGUCCUUCUAUCCCUGCUGCCAUGGCGACAGUCACAGCUCUGCACGGGAGAUACUUCGCAGGUAAAAUGAUCGCUGCUGCCUUCGUCCCGCUCUCGACCUAUCACCACCUGUUUCCUGACGCUGUCUCCGCCUCUACUCUGCUGCCCCCGCCCCUUCGCCGCUGA
Knipowitschia caucasica is the source of this 2601-nucleotide messenger RNA. The record is from the annotation of a GenBank genome assembly. Lineage: Eukaryota; Metazoa; Chordata; Actinopteri; Gobiiformes; Gobiidae.